Messenger RNA from Armigeres subalbatus, 1329 nucleotides. RefSeq lists its product as uncharacterized. The record is from RefSeq and is a predicted model, not a curated record. NCBI's taxonomy places the organism in Eukaryota, Metazoa, Arthropoda, Insecta, Diptera, Culicidae. The coding region runs from base 72 to 1322 and encodes 416 amino acids. The transcript is spliced from 3 exons.
GAUUUGUUUACGCUUGAGUUAAAACAAACACGCAUUUUGUUUCACAUCAAAUUGCUGCAAAUUUCGUCGCGAUGCCAUUUAAAAUCGUGCAGACGAUAGAAGGCGGAGAAAUAUGCCUGAGUGUUGUCCCAAGUGGUUGGGAGGCGAAUGGAGUAUUAUGGUGGCCGAAAAAGCAUUUGGUGGGCAAAUUGUCUCAGAUUGAGACCUCUAUUCCUAAUGAAAAAUGGGAGAAAAUGAAUUGCAUUAGGAAGAGGGAGUUUUCAUCACGCAAGGAAGCUGAUGACGAACUCGAUCGGAUGGAAACAAAGAAUGAUACUGAUGUCGAAAACUAUCCUCUGCCACCUCCAAAGAAGCGUUUGCGUCAAGAAUCAUCGAGCAAGGUAUAUGUGGCGAAAAAUUUCAACGAACUUGUGGACAAUAUUUCUGUACAUACAAGAGCAUCGGAAGAACGUGAAGUGGAAAGAGCUCCUGUACCUAAUCCUGACAUUGAAGCAAACAUUAUGAAUCCUGUGGACGAUCAGCAAGUGUUGUAUGUUACGGAAUCUAUUGAUUCUGGUGUCCCAGCAGUACAAGGUGAACCAUCUCAAGUUUUAUACAUGUCGAAUGGCGUUGACAUCAACAACUUGGACACUGUGCUGGAAAAUCAACGUAUUAUUAUGGAUAACCAGGGCAAAUUGAUGAUGGCCUUAGCAAAAAUUCAAACCAGACAGGAAUAUGCCAUAACCCAUUGCAUUUGCCGUACAUCUCGAAACGAUACUGCUCCCGUGAAAUCUAACGCGCAGGAUGUGUUUUCCCCUGUCGAUUCUUUGAUCGAACUGAGCGCUUUGGAAAAAUCUUUGGAAGAUGACAAACUGAUGCAAAAAUAUUUAAGUGGAAUGAGUUUCAUUUGUGGUGCUACUGGCAAGUCUCAAGGAAUGGACUGUUGCUACAAAUUAAUCGACUAUUUUUUCACUCGGAAGUUCCUCACGCAAUGCUCUUGGACAGGUAUGGUGCGAUUGGGUGGCUCUCAGCCAGAGCCAUCAACCAGUAGUGAUCCUGGGCCAAAAGUCCCACUCAAGUUUUACAAAAGCACACGUGCACUGUUUUUGAAUUUGAUUAUGCAAGCUGACAAGGAUUUUUCGGAGGUUGAUUGUGAAAAAUUCUUCAAAGUAGUUCUCAAGAACAGUAAACAACGACUAUCAGCGAAGGCCUUGACAUCGAAGCAUAAGAACAGACCUUCAAACAUGAAGUACAACAAACCCGAAGUGGCAUCUGGAACAGUGAUGGAUUCUGUACUUGAAGAGUCAAACGAUAUUUCGACUGCAAAUAUCACCGUCAUGUGAAGUAUUC